GCCGCAUCUCAUAAUCCAGACCAAACUCACUCGGAAAGUGGAUACAUUGUUUCCGCUGCUCUACGAGACCUCACCAUUUCCAAUUAUUUUCAGCCAAACAGGAAAUCAGUUCCAGAUCCACCUCUAGCCUACCAUGUCUGAAUCAGGUUCUGGUUGUGGUGUUCCAGCCCAGAGAAGCUCACAGCUGGGUCCAGAGAUGCUGUCAGUGAUGCUGGAUAACUGCAGUCAAACAGUGGAAUUCAAUGUGAUUGUCAAGGAGGAGGGCGAGGAGAGAGAAAUCAAUGAGGAGGAAGAGAGAGAGGAGGACAGGAACUCUGUUGACUCAGGAGAGAGCCCCAACCCAGACUCAGUCAACAAGCCCAGUUCCACAGCAUCAAUACUACCUGGCCGUGGGAGUUACCCCUGUCCUCAAUGUGAGAAGAGUUUCAGUUCCUCAACUAACCUAAAGAAUCAUCAAAGAGUGCACACUGGAGAGAAACCUUUUGACUGCUCAACAUGUGGGAAGAGUUUCAGUGAGAAAGUAAACCUCAAGAGACAUGAGAGAGUACAUAGUGGAGAGAAGCCUUACCACUGUACCACAUGUGGGAAGAACUUCAAUCAUUCAGGAAGCCUUAAGCAACAUCUGCGAAUACAUACAGGGGAGAAACCUUACCAUUGCUCUCUUUGCGGGAAGAAUUUCAGUCGGGCAGGAGACCUGAAGACUCAUCAGAGAUCCCACAGUGAAGAGAAGCCGUACCACUGCUCUCUUUGUGGGAAGAGUUUCAAUCAGCCAGGAAACCUAAAAAGUCAUCAGCGAAUACACAUUGGAGAGAAGCCUGCCUGUGCUUUAAAUUUGAUUGUCAAAGAGGAGGAGGAUGAGAAGGAAAUCGAUGAGAAGGAAAAGAGAGAAGUUGAGGAAGAAAAUAGUGGUGUAAUUAACCUAGGUACAUCAAGACUUCCUGGUCGUGGGAGUUACCCCUGUCCUCAAUGUGGAAAGAGUUUCAGUUCUUCAGGUAAUCUAAAAAAUCAUGAGAGAGUACAUACUGGGGAGAAACCUUUCCACUGUGCUACAUGUGGGAAGAGUUUCAGUGAAAAAGUCAACCUCACGAGACACGAGAGGGUACAUAGUGGAGAGAAGCCUUACCACUGCACCCAAUGUGGGAAGAGCUUCAAUCAUUCUGGAAGCCUUAAGGAACAUCAAAGAGUACAUACAGGGGAGAAGCCGUACCACUGCUCUCUUUGUUGGAAGAGUUUCAGUCAGCCAGGAAACCUUAAGAAACACCAGAGAAUACAUACAGGGGAGAAGCCUUACCACUGCUCUCUGUGCGGAAAGAAUUUUCGUUUCGCAGGAGACCUAAAGAGUCAUCAGAGAUCACACAGUGGAGAGAAGCCUUACCAAUGCUCUCUGUGUGGUAAGGGAUUCACUCAGCUAAGAAUUCUUAAAAGUCAUCAGAGGAUACAUAUUGGAGAGACGCCUGUCUGUGCGUUCAAUGUAUUUCUCCAGGAGGAGGAGAGUGAGAGGGAAAUCAAUAUGGAGGAAAAGAGAGAUGUUGAGGAAGAGGAGGACAAUAGUGGUGUAGUUGACCCAGACAUAUCAAGACUACUUGGUCGUGGUCGUUACCCCUGCCCUCAAUGUGAGAAGAGUUUCCGUUCCUCAAGUAAUCUAAAAAAUCAUCAAAGAGUACACACUGGAGAGAAACCUUUCCACUGCUCCCAAUGUGGGAGGGGUUUCAGUGAGAAAGUAAACCUUAAGAGACAUGAAAGAGUACAUAGUGGAGAGAAGCCUUACCACUGCACCACAUGUGGGAAGAGUUUCAAUCAUUCAGGAAGCCUUAAAGAACAUCAGAGAAUUCAUACAGGUGAGAAACCUUACCACUGCUCACUGUGCGGAAAUAAUUUCCGUUUUGCUGGAGACCUAAAGAAUCAUCAGAGAUCACACAGUGGAGAGAAGCCUUACCACUGCACUCAGUGUGGAGAGAGAUUCACUCAGCUAAGAAGUCUAAAAAGGCAUGAGAGAAUAUCCAUUGGAGCGAAGCCUGCCUGUGCUUUCCAUGUGAUUGUCCAAGAGGAGGAGGAGGAGGGAGGAGAGAGAGAAGUUGAGGGAGAGGAGAGUAACGUGAAAUAAAGGUGAAGUGAGGAUACUUAAGCUAACUCAAUAGCUAUUGAAAUUCACACCUUUCCUUGCAAUGGCAUCUUCUGUGACAACAUGGUCAUGGACAGCACCAUUUAGGGCUAUCUUCAUCUUCUUUUACUUCUAUGAGUGUAUUGGACGUUCACAAAUGAACUCAACUUGAAUACCACCACCACCUAAUGUGCUGGAGAGUGUAUUAAUCUGACCUUUAUUUUGACAGGGAGUCAAUACUGAGACCGAGGUCUCUUUUCCAGAUGAGGCCUGUAAUAGCACCACAAUACACAUUAAACUACCCAUUCAUAUACACAUGAAUACACAAUAAACACAUUCAACUACACAUUCGUAUGCACGUUAAAAUACAUGUUAUUGUACACAACAAUAUACGAAAACCAAAACAAACAUAUUCGGCAACAAGGUCUCAUAACAACUGUCUGAAAGGCCCUGAAGGCACUAAUUCCUGCAUUGUAGAUCAUUCCACACACAAGGCGCAAGGAAACGAAAGGCUGAUCAACUUAAAUCUCUAGACACCAAAGGAGUCUCUAUAAAGUUAAUAAAUCCUCUUUUUUUCCCCUCCAAUUUUCACCUAAAAUGACAUACCCAAAUCUAACUGCCUGUAGCUCAGGACCUGAAGCAAGGAUAUGCAUAUUCUUGAUACUCCCAGGAAUGAUGGAUCAUUAACUUAUACAUUAACUUUCACACAUCUAGAUGGCCGGGCAGGUUGGGUGUGGAGCCAGAGACAGCAGGGGUUCAACCUGGAGAACCCAGUUCCUAUACUUAAAUAGAACAAUAACAAUUUAAUGUAUCAAAUAAAACUAUGCUACAUUUUAUCUCUGGCUGUGCUAAAUUUUUGUUGUUGUUAUGCAUUCUCCUCAAACAAUAGCAUAUGGUAUUUUUCCUCUAUAAUAGCUACUGUAAAUUGAACAGUGCAGUAAGAUUAGCAAGAAUUUAAGCUUUCUGCCCAUAUAAGACAUGUCUAUGUCCUGCAAAGUUUGCCGUUACUUACAAUAGUUAUGCUAAUCAAAUUAGCGCACGUUAGCACAACCGUCCCGGUAUAGGGACACCGAUCCCGUAGAGGUUUUUAACCAACCCUGUGAACGGGUUUGAGGCAGCUGCUCUUUUAUAAAUAGUAUCACCAUAAUUGAGAACAGGUAGACAGGUUGACUGCCAAAUCUGUUUCCUGCUGACUGUAGAGAGACUAGAUCUGUUUUUGUAAAAAAUAAAAAAAAAUAAAAAACAGCUCAUCGGUCUAGUUGGCCAUUGUGACGUCAUACAUUUCAUUGUAAACAUUGGAUGGUGAGAACAGAGGAUUUUUACUACCAGCCAAUGUGAUGACAUCACAGAAGCUCUCGCCAUUCAAACUUCCUGUCAGUUUAUUAUGAACGCUUUAAAAUGUGAUGACGUCACAGAAGCUCUCGCCAUUCACACUUCCUGCCAGUUCAUUGUGAACUCUUUAACCUAUUUUAUAUCUUUCCCCAUUUUUUUAUUUAAUUUUUUUUUUUAUUGCUCAAAAUAAGUGACCAAACUACAGGGUUUUUAGGGAAGGGUUUAGCAUGUCUAAACUGCUGAAGGUUUCCAAAAAGCACAGUGGUCUCCAUCAUUGGGUUCUGGAAGGGUUUAACAUGUCUAAACUGCUGAAGGUUUCCAAAAAGCACAGUGGUCUCCAUCAUUGGGUUCUGGAAGGGUUUAACAUGUCUAAACUGCUGAAGUUUUCCCAAAAGCACAGUGGUCUCCAUCAUUGGGUUAGGGAAAAAAUAUGGAACUACCCAGAAUUGGCCUGGAGCUGGCCAUCUGACCAAUCUGAGCAACCGGGGCAAGAAGGACCUUGUUCAGGCAGGUGACCAAGAACCCAAUGACCACUGACGGAAUUCCAGUGUUCCUGGGCUGAGAUGGGAGAACCUGCCAGAAGGACAACCGUCUCCACAGAGCACUUUAUCUGGACUUAAUGGGAGAGUGGCCAGACGGAAGCCACUCCUAAGAAAAACGCACAUGACAGCAGGCCUGGAGUUUGCAAAGAGGCACGUUAAAAAGACUCUGAGAGCAUAAAGGCAAAAAUAUUCUGUGGUCUGAUGAGACAAACAUUUUAACUAUUUGGCCUGAAUGCAAAGCUCUAUGUCUGAAGGGCAAAAAAACAGGAACAGUUCAUCAUUCGUCAAACACUAUCCCUACCAUGAAGCAUGGUGCUGGCAGCGCAAUGCUUUUCAGUGGCAGGUACUGGGAAGCAUGGUGGUGGCAGCGUGAUGCUUUUCAGUGGCAGGUACUGGGAAGCAUGGUGGUGGCAGCGUGAUGCUUUUCAGUGGCAGGUACUGGGAAGCAUGGUGGUGGCAGCGUAAUGCUAUUCAGUGGCAGGUACUGGAAAGACUGAUAAGGAUAUAGGGAACAAUGAAUGAAACCAAAUUAGGGCUGACCCCAUUUUUAGUCUACUGGUUGAUUGUUUGGUCGAUAGUUUGUUGGUCGGCUGAGAUUUCUUUAGGUGUGCAGUCAGAAAUAUAUAUAUAUAUGUAUAUGUGUGUAUAUAUAUAUAUAUAUAUAUAUAUAUAUAUAUAUGUGUGUAUAGCCGUUGAAUUUGCCACCAUUUCCUAGACCAUGUUGCUAUGUGCAUAACAGCAAAGUUAACCCUCAUAUUGGUGUUGUUUACACUAUUCCCAACGGGCAGAAUAAUAUUAUUGUAAUCUUAAAACAGCCUCUGUUUGUCACGCAUAAUAUGCACGCAGCUCUGGCUCCUAUACCCUCCCUCCUUUCUCUUGAUCUCGUGCAUCUUUGUUGUUAUUGUCGUGAUCGUCAUUAUAAUAACGUCAUUGUCAUUCGUAGGCUUCUUAUAAUAGGACUCUUCUAUAACCACCAUCGAGCUGUGGGCUUAAGAGCGCGUCCUGUUUUAGUCUUAAUACUGUAACGUCGCUCUGUGUCAAUCAAUCAUUUGUUCGUGUCGUGUCAUCGCACAGCAUGCGAGUCAUUCAUGCAAUCAAUCAUUUGUUUGUUUCGUUUCGUGUCAUCGCACAGCAUGCGAGUCAUUCACGCAAUCAAUCAUUUGUUUGUUUCGUUUCGUGUCAUCGCACAGCAUGCGAGUCAUUCAUGCAAUCAAUCCUUUGUUCGUUUCGUGUCGUGUCAUCGCACAGCAUGCGAGUCAUUCAUGCAAUCAAGCAUUUUAGUUUUAACAUGAAAGAACAAAGGGAGUUUUGGGUAAUUAGCCUGAACAAUAAAUAAACCGGCCUAAACAAUAAAUAUACCGGCCUAAACAAUAAAUAAACCGGCCUAAACAACACAUAAACCGGCCUAAACAACACAUAAACCGGCCUAAACAAUAAAUAAACCGGCCUGAACAAUAAAUAAACCGGCCUAAACAACACAUAAACCGCAAUUCACAAAUCCAUGCAACUGUUUUACUCUUUGCUGUAAUAAAGGAUUUAUAUAUUUUUUAUUUUACAAAAAAAUGAAUUUAGUGUUGUUUACGCUGUUCCAAACAUGUUUCAAGGGUAGGGAAUGUUUUUCCUAAACAAAUUAUGUAUUUUGGUAACAGACUUUUUGAGUCAAAAGAAACAAGUAAGAAACACAAUGGGUGUAAUUAUGGCGCAGCUUCAGCACUGACAGCGGAGAUAAAUACUGUGGUGUGGGGCCUGUUCACUGCAGUAGGGAGGAGAAAUGGUGCGCUUAAAGCAUCAGACAAGCUCAGUGCACAUAGUUGAUUUUUAUUCAAACACAUAUGGAAAAAUACACGUUUAAACAUUUCGACCAAUCGAUUGGUCAAAAAAAAACAGACUACUCUCGGUCGACCAAUUUCUAAAUUUUUUUGUAGGGAAAAGCUCUAAGCCAAAUAAAGGCAAAUCCUUAAUGAGAACAUGCUUCAGAGUGCAAACGACCUUAGACUGGGGUGAAGAUGACUUUCCAACAGGACAAUGACCCCAAGCAUACAGCCAAAGAAAUGCUGGAAUUACUUUAGAACAAAAAUGUGAAAAUCCUUGAGUGGCCCAGCUAAAGCCCAGACUUGAAUCCCAUUGAAAAUCUGUGGAAAGACUUGAAGAUUGCUGUUCACUACUGCUCCCCAUCUAACUCAACAGAGCUUGAAAAAGGCUGCAAGGAAGAAUGGGAGAAAAUCCCCAAAUCCAGAUGUACAAAGCUGAUACAGACAUACCCAAGAUGACUCAAAGCUGAUACAGACAUACCCAAGAUGACUCAAAGCUGAUCCAGACAUA
Oncorhynchus mykiss (rainbow trout) is the source of this 6297-nucleotide messenger RNA. Lineage: Eukaryota; Metazoa; Chordata; Actinopteri; Salmoniformes; Salmonidae. The record is from RefSeq and is a predicted model, not a curated record.